UCAACCUAAUCUUCUGUUGAACGAUCACGACCAACACCUGUGGAUGUUGACGAUGAGCGGAGGAUUCAGGGGCUAGCAACCUGGGUGUUGAUCCCAAAGUGGGGUUGCGCUUAUCGUUCAAGGAGGAGGGGCAGCGCACGGGCCACCUCCCACUUCCAAGCAAUGCGAUUAUUUACAUCGCGACUGGCGACUCCCCAGUCGCGAUCAGAGCGACAUGCACUUCGAUCCACGACCAACAGGCCGACCCAAACACAUUCAUGGAGCGGCUGCUCGCGUGAUAGACGAUUCGACUGCCGCAGAGCCUCAGUAACUCUGUAGAAUCAAGCGAACACCCACCGCAGCGACAAUGUCAACAUCAAACCCAAACACAUCGACGUACAACGACUGCGUCACCUCGCUGCGCACCUCUCUCUCCUUCCUUGAGUCCUCCGUCGCAACCCUGGGAAAUGGCGUCGCCGACUUCCCCCGCCUGAUCUCGGUCCUAAAGACCGUCCGACACUACGAACUCAUCCCCCAGCCCACCCUAGCAGCCGCCGAGUCCUCCCUCCGCGACGACAUAGCCCCCUUCAUCGCCGCCCUCCUCGACCGCGCCGACCGCCAGCUGGAGCGCCAGGCGCGCCGCAUCGAGACCCUCAAGGCGCGCUCGGACCUCAUCGCCGGCCGCCUGUCCGCCGCCACCACCGCCACGGUGGAGCCGUCGGCCGCGGCGGCGUCCGCGGCGGCGCGGGCCCGCGAGGAUAGGAGGCUGCAGAGGCUUGGCGCGGCAGGCGGCGGCGGGUCGGAGGCGGCGCUCAGGGGGAAGGUGGCGAGGCAGAGGAGGGAGGCGCUCAAGUAUAGCGUUGAGAGGCUUGAGUUGGAGGUGUUGCAGAAGGAGAGGGAGUUGAGGUUGAGGUUGGAUAAGGCUAAGGCCUGAAAAGGCGGGGGGGGUGGGGAGGGGCGCGAGGGACGUCGGGUGUUUCACCUACUGGAGGAGAGGAGGAAGGUUCGCACAGCUGGCUGGUGGCGCUGCGGUAGUGUUGGGUGGAGGUGCUGGCUGCUGCGUGGCCGUUGGUGGCUUUGGUCUCCUUGUUUGGCUGUUCUGGAAAGAUGCUAGGAGACAUCCGAGGUAUCUUCAGGCCUCGUUCAGGUUCAGUCUCACUCUACUGGGUACCUUUCGAUGAUGGAAGAGCAGUUUGGAGGGCCUCUUAGGCCAAGGAACAAGAUCUGCAGACGAGGAUCUUGCCUAUAUACCUAGGUUUAGGUACGGGGGACGUGCGCAUGGGGAGCGGCUUUGAUAUUUGCCUAACUCUGUGGU
Molecule: messenger RNA, 1294 nt
Organism: Phialemonium atrogriseum
Lineage: Eukaryota; Fungi; Ascomycota; Sordariomycetes; Cephalothecales; Cephalothecaceae
Product: DASH complex subunit spc19
Exons: 2
Coding region: 347-913 (188 amino acids)
Biological process (GO): attachment of spindle microtubules to kinetochore
Cellular component (GO): spindle microtubule; DASH complex
Source: RefSeq, a predicted model, not a curated record